GUGAGAUGCGAGCCGGCCAACAGCUUGCAAGCAUGCUCCGCUGGACCCGAGCCUGGAGGCUCCCGCGUGAGGGACUCGGCCCCCACGGCCCUAGCUUCGCGAGGGUGCCUGUCGCACCCAGCAGCAGCAGCGGCGGCCGAGGGGGCGCCGAGCCGAGGCCGCUUCCGCUUUCCUACAGGCUUCUGGACGGGGAGGCAGCCCUCCCGGCCGUCGUCUUUUUGCACGGGCUCUUCGGCAGCAAAACUAACUUCAACUCCAUCGCCAAGAUCUUGGCCCAGCAGACAGGCCGUAGGGGAUGACCGGGAGCUCACCACCUCUUAUGGCAGCCCAUUCUUCUGUGCUCCUACUGUUGGAAAUUCCUGGAGUCUCCUUCCUGGCAUUCUCCGAGAUUGCCACCCAGCCAGGCCAGCCCUUCAGAGACGUGGUCACAACCCUGGGGCCUGCUCUUCUCUGGCAGAGUGGCCCCAGGUUCUUCAUCUGGGCCUCCUAGGUCUGGAAACUGGGCCCUUCCCCUCCACAGGGUGUAUCCCCAGGCUCUCCACACCUUUGACCUGCUGUCCCUACAAGCCUUUGGCUGUCUACCCCCAGAAUGGGGAUAUCAACGCAGCCCCGUCUCACCCCACUCCCCAGGUGCUGACGGUGGAUGCUCGUAACCACGGUGACAGCCCCCACAGCCCAGACAUGAGCUACGAGAUCAUGAGCCAGGACCUGCAGGACCUUCUGCCCCAGCUGGGCCUGGUGCCCUGCGUCGUCGUUGGCCACAGCAUGGGAGGAAAGACAGCCAUGCUGCUGGCACUACAGAGGCCAGAGCUGGUGGAACGUCUCAUUGCUGUAGAUAUCAGCCCAGUGGAAAGCACAGGUGUCUCCCACUUUGCAACCUAUGUGGCAGCCAUGAGGGCCAUCAACAUCGCAGAUGAGCUGCCCCGCUCCCGUGCCCGAAAACUGGCGGAUGAACAGCUCAGUUCUGUCAUCCAGGACAUGGCCGUGCGGCAGCACCUGCUCACUAACCUGGUAGAGGUAGACGGGCGCUUCGUGUGGAGGGUGAACUUGGAUGCCCUGACCCAGCACCUAGACAAGAUCUUGGCUUUCCCACAGAGGCAGGAGUCCUACCUCGGGCCAACACUCUUUCUCCUUGGUGGAAACUCCCAGUUCGUGCAUCCCAGCCACCACCCUGAGAUUAUGCGGCUCUUCCCUCGGGCCCAGAUGCAGACGGUGCCGAACGCUGGCCACUGGAUCCACGCUGACCGCCCACAGGACUUCAUAGCUGCCAUCCGAGGCUUCCUGGUCUAAGAGUUGCUGGCAAGAAGAUGGCCGGGCGUGGUGGCUCAUGCCUGUAAUUCCAGCACUUUGGGAGGCUAAGGCGGGAGGAUGACUUGAGGCCAGGAGUUGGAGACCAGCCUGGCCAACAUGGUGAAACCCUGUCUCUACUAAAAAUACAAAAAUUAGCCUGGCGUGGUGGUGCACACCUGUAAUCCCAGCUACUCUGGAGGCUGAGGCAGGAGAAUCACUUGAACCCUGGAGGCAGAGGUUGCAAUGAGCCGAGAUCACACCACUACACUCCAGCCUAGGCAACAGAGCAAGACUCUGUCUCAAAAAAAACAAAACAAAAAGGAGGCACAAAACCCCAGGCUUCAAGUCUCUGCAGCCUGCUCCACAUUUGGGCACAGAAGGACUCAGACAGGCACUGUGUGGGCACGAGGUUUUACAGGGGUGGUCAGACCUCAGGCUUUAAUGAAUAAAGACACUACUCCCAAA
This is a messenger RNA of Homo sapiens (human), 1755 nucleotides long. RefSeq names its product abhydrolase domain containing 11 (gene ABHD11). The transcript is spliced from 6 exons. Gene Ontology annotation, molecular function: diacylglycerol lipase activity. The record is from RefSeq and is a predicted model, not a curated record. Gene Ontology annotation, cellular component: mitochondrion; mitochondrial matrix. The coding region runs from base 682 to 1290 and encodes 202 amino acids. Lineage: Eukaryota; Metazoa; Chordata; Mammalia; Primates; Hominidae.